Molecule: messenger RNA, 4322 nt
Organism: Spodoptera litura
Lineage: Eukaryota; Metazoa; Arthropoda; Insecta; Lepidoptera; Noctuidae
Gene: Stim
Product: stromal interaction molecule
Biological process (GO): intracellular calcium ion homeostasis; activation of store-operated calcium channel activity; store-operated calcium entry
Cellular component (GO): plasma membrane; endoplasmic reticulum
Molecular function (GO): calcium channel regulator activity; calcium ion binding; protein binding
Source: RefSeq, a predicted model, not a curated record
GACCUCGCUAGUUUUUCUUUCUGUGAUAAAAAAUCGUAGCUUUUAUGUUUUUUCAUUGAACUUGUGAUGUGGCCUUAAAAACUAUAAACCAUUUGUCUGCAUAUUAUUUUAGAAUGUGUAUUGAGUGCGGUGUUACUGAGGUGAUUUUGUAUUUUUGUGUGCGGUUAAUGCAAUAGUGUCAUUGUGAGAUCACGAUGCGUAUCGGUUUCGUGUUAUAUUGGUGCGUAUAUGCUUUUCAUCUGUGUAAAGCGGAAGAUGUGGAGAAGACAGAAAAUAGAGACAGUGGCAGAAGACAGCAGUGGGGUCCCGUGGUGCGGACUGGGUCGUUUAUGAGCGAUUUUGCGGUCGCAGCCUCUAACGAACAGAUAUUGUUCGAGGCGUGCCACAAUGAGCCCGCGUGUCUUCAGGACAAGGCUGGCCUCGAAGCCAUCACGCAGCUACACAGGCAGCUUGAUGACGAUGCCAACGGGAACGUUGACCUCAGCGAGAGUGACGAUUUUCUUCGCGAGGAGUUGCAGUACGACAGCGGGUAUGAGAAGCGGCAGAGGGCGUUCCACCACAAUGAUGAUAUGCACAUCUCCGUCAAGGAGCUAUGGGAGGCGUGGCUACGAUCUGAGGUACACAACUGGACAGUAGAGCAGACGGUGGAAUGGCUGUCUCAGUCCGUGGACCUCCCCCAGUACAAGACUUUGUUCCUGCAACACAAAGUUACCGGCGCUACCCUGCCGAGAUUGGCCGUAAACAACAUGCAGUACCUGAGCAACGUGCUGGGCAUCAAAGAUCCGAUUCACAAACAGAAGCUUGCACUCAAAGCGAUGGACGUUGUCUUGUUUGGACCCCCUAAAGAAGGCAGUAGAUGGAAGGACUGGCUCCUCGCGUCUUUGCUGCUCGGUGCGGUGGUCGGUGGCUGGGCGGCACUGCGCGCUGGUCGCGCGAGCCGUCACCAAGUUCAGCGCAUGCUCCGAGACAUGGAACAGCUCCGCAAGGCCGAGAUGGCCCUGAAUGAUAUGCAGAAGGAACUGGAGAAAGCUCGUCUGGAACAGGAAAAUGUGACGACGGAAAAAAAGAAUUUGGAGAAAAAGCUUAGAGAAGCGGGCGAUACACCACUUCUGAACUCGGCGUCAUCUGACCUUGAAGUAACUCAAUUGAAGGCUGAGAUCGAGAUGCUACGUGCUGAGCUUCGUCGGGCUGAAGGUGAAUUGGAAGACAGGUGCUGGGCGCCUCCUCCUGGUCUCCAGCAGUGGCUGCAGUUGACACAUGAGGUCGAGAACAGAGCCUACCUCCGCAAGAAGCAGCAAGCAGACUUACAGUUGCAGCAAGCGAGAGAAGCGUGUGAAAAAUUGCGGAAGAAGAGAUCUAGUUUGGUUGGCGCGUUUGUUUCGACGCAUGGGAAAUCCAUUGAUGAUGUCGACCGGUCUAUUGUAGAAGCACGGACUGCACUCAACGAGGUCACUCAAGAAUUACAGGAGCGCAUGCACAGAUGGAAGCAAAUCGAGCGUAUGUGUGGGUUUAACAUAAUCAAUAACAACGGACUGCAGUACUUGGAGACUGCGCUGUACAGGAGUGCCAACGGCCGGCCUACUGGACGAGGUCGCAUCAGCAGUUCUCAAGAUGACCUGAGCAUCGGUGAUGAUGCGUCAAUAUGUGGCUCAGUUGCUGAUAACUUCGUAUGGCGGGAAGAUUCCUCGGGCAGCGAAGCGGAUGCUCCACACUACCCGCUAGACCUAAGACUUGCCGAGGCUCGAUUACAAUUAGAAGAGCGCUUAGCGCAAGAAGCUCGCGAGCGCAGACAGGACGAGCGCAUAGAACGCCGCGCGGAAGAGAAGCGAGCCGCUCUCGAGGACUUUAGAGCGAGGACCUCUUACAACGACCUGCGGAAGACUCCCACUGAUGACAGGAAUAAGGAGCAGGUGCAGUUCAUAUUGGGAGGGGAUAAUGUAAACUGGUCAGGCGAGCCAGAAACACCGCGCAUUGCGGAGCUCACUCGCGCAGUGACAUCGGCAUCCCAGCCGCAGCUCCGUGCCUCGGUCCGCGGGGCUCCGCUGCCGCCCCCGCGCCGCGUCCUGUCCUCUGUCGCAGCCCCCAUCGUACGCUCCCGUAGUACUGAUGUAGUACCACUGUCUGAUGACCCUAGACCUCCACCUAGGAAUGCCUUCCCGAGGCCGAAGACGCUUGCUGAAGACGCCCCAACGCCUUCAAGCAACACGCCACCAGAAGAAGAAUCAACGGACUCCUCACUGAUGGACGACGAAGGUAUUCCUAAGCCUCGUAAGCGUCGCAUCCACCUCCCCUUCGGCAAGAAAGCCAAAACACCAGCGUGACGUCACCACCAAGUAACCCGGUGACAUUUGACAAGCCAUCACUGAAAUGGCGAAGCGUGUUUGGUAACAAAACUGCCAUUUUACCUGUCCAGGUGAUACUAGGAUAAUGCGAAAGAAUAAUGAGGUUUCUUGCUCGUUCUACUCCUUAAGAAGGAACGAACGAGCUUCACUAAAGGACCGAAGACGUAUUUUUCUUUGACUUUCAAAAGUGCCUUUUCGAAUAGUGAUUUAUACCUAAGUUCCUCAAACCUUGUAAACGUUUUUAUUAAUUUUCUUCAGUUCAUCUGAACAGGUAAUUUGGUAGGUCUUUCAUAUAAAUUUUAUUAACUGUUUAAGUACAAAAUAUGAAGGUUACUCAGUGGUCAAACAUGAGAUAUAUGUUUGACAGUUUAUUAUAAAAAUUAAAUGCAUUAGUUAGUAAAGAAACCAAUUGACUCCUUAAUGUCUGUGUAGAGAUAUCCUCACUUCAAAUCUUUUUUUAAUUUUAACUUAUCUGCCCGCCCGAUGUUUACAAACUUUCCUAUUUUGUACUUAAAAACGUUUGGCAAUAAAUUAUUCGUUCCCAAGAAAGUAGUUUUUAAUAGAAUAAUAAUUAAUUUCGCGGCCUAAUGCAGAAACUAUCGUUUCUUAGUAAAGAAGUCAAUUGAUACACCAAGGGAAUUUGGUGGAGGCCAGUGAUUUAUAAGAUAAUUACCUCAUUAAGUGAGGUAUUGUAGAAACUAUAAGACCUACAUUUUACUUAGGUCGUUUAGUAACUUUUUAAGUCUUGAUUCAAAUCCUUUAAGGCCAGUUUUACAGUCUCUAAUACUAUUUAGUAGUAGGUUCAUUAACUGUCUUAAAUAAGAAAUUGAAUGUAAUCAAGUAGUUUAGUUGCAUUGAUAGUAACCGAUUAUGAAGGUGUAAAACCAUUAAUUUUUUUAUAGAAUUAUUGAUACUUUCUUUAAGGUCUUUUUGGCUCUCAAAAAGUACGUGGUAAAGUGGUGUCUAAAGUAGUUAUUAAUACUUUAGACACCACUGCUCAAUAUUCUGGCAUAAUGUUUCAUAAUAUGCCAGUUAAAUAUAUCAACAACGAGUCGACGCUCACGGACUCUUCGUACGGCCUAAAAUUUUUUUUCUUACUUUUUAUACUGGACUUCCAUUUCAACGCUAAAAUUAGCCAAAUCGGUUCAGCAGUUCUCGACUUUUAGCGGGACUAACGGAAAUUCAUUUUUAUUUAUAUAUAUUUAUUACAAGGGACUGUAAAACUGGCCUCUUACUCACAGCGACCGUAUAACAUAAUUAGCUAUUGAAUUAAUUAUUAUUAAUGAAUAGUUCGCGCUUCGUCUCAGUUGUGCAUAAAUCUUGGUUGUAAUUUGACUGAGUGACAUUUGAUUUUCCCCCCAAAAAUAGAUUUCUUGCACGUUUGUUAGUCUUAACUACACGUUUUGUAGUAUUGUUUCCUACUUUGUAUUAUAUUUAUGUACUUAAAAUCACUUUUUGCAAUACGUUUUUUUGAUAUUUCUCUGUAAAUGGUUUUGCGAGGCUGUAUAUACUUUUUAUCUCAAAUCAAAUGUGUAAUGACAAUACAGUUGUUUAAAAUAUGAUUAUAAUUUUAUACAUAAUAAUUUUCGAUAGGUACUAUACGUUUCUUGAUACAAUAGUAAACAACAUAUGCUAUAUAUUCUUUUAUAUAUAUUUUGCUACGCGAAAUCGGUUUUUAUGGCUAUAAGAAUACGUUAUGAUUUGAUAAUUUGCAGGUAUUUCCUCAGGAAUUCUACAUAAAAACGAUAAUUAUAUAAAAAUAUAACCAAUCUUACUACAAUACAAUUAAAAAGUUAGAGUUAGAAAAUGAAAAUUGUAAUUGCCAUUCAAGUAUGAACGGUUUUUAUGUUCGAUAGCUCACACAGGCUGUAUUUAUUAUCACACCAUUAGUACAUGGUUACUUAGAACACAUAACAUCACGCCUUUUAUCCUCGAAGGGGUAGGCAAAGGUGCACAUUAUACCACUGUACAAUGUAACAC